GUUAAUUUUGGGAAACCAUCGGCAGAUAAUUUUUUUCGUAGUAUAUAUUAUUAUCCUGAUGUGAUAGAACGUGUAUCUGAUAGAGUGUUGAGAGCACGUAGACUUUGAUACCGCAGUGGACAGAGCGGUCUGUGGGACCUCAACUCACGUGUCACUGACAUCUUAGCAAAGGUGUCUUGGUGUGAAACCCUCAUUAGUUUCAAAUAUACGUAUAACUCGGUCCGUGGGACCCUUGCCCUUGAGUGGCUACGCGUCUGUGUCGUAUCUGAAUCCUAAAGUGCUUGAAAGAAACGUUAUAGAUCGAGUGAGUUUGACCUCAGCGCAUAAGAAAAAGUCGCCUAUUGUGAUACAUUUUGUCGGGUUUAAAGAACAAGAAUAGAUCGGUUGUGUUACUCGGAGUAUGCCAAAGUCUGACAAAUACACUAAAUAUAGAGAGGAAUACAGGAGAAUAAGGAAAAUCAAUGAUCAAGAGGAUAUCAAGAGAUUAUCUACUGAAUAUGGCCUGUCAGAAGAGCAAGUGGCAGAGUUCAAGGAGGCCUUCAUGCUGUUCGACAAAGACGAGGAUGGAACCAUCACUGUGGCCGAGCUAGGUGUGGUGAUGCGGUCGCUGGGACAACGGCCCACUGAAACCGAGCUCAGAGACAUGGUGAACCAGGUGGACUCAGACGGGAACGGCACCAUCGAAUUCAACGAGUUCCUACAGAUGAUGUCCAAGAAGAUGAAGGAUGCCGACGGGGAGGAGGAGCUGAGGGAGGCCUUUAGGGUUUUCGACAAAAACAACGAUGGCCUGAUUUCAUCGAACGAACUCAGACACGUAAUGACGAGCUUAGGUGAAAGACUGUCGGAAGAAGAGGUUGAUGAUAUGAUAAAGGAGGCAGACUUGGAUGGGGAUGGCCAAGUUAACUAUGAAGAGUUCGUGACUAUUCUGACUGCAAGGAACUAGAAAGAGACUGCAUCAAGAUAAUGGUCCAAACAUUUCCUAUACAAAAAAUAUUCGCUUCGUUGUAAAAACAAAUUGUUUUACAAACAACCGCGACAAUUAUAAAUGUAUGUAUACAUAUAUAUUAUUAUAAUAUGCACACACAGCUUCCACAGUAUGGAUUUAAAAAAAAAAUAUGUAAACUAUAUAUUCAAAAUGUUCUUAUACAGGGUGAACCAACUUAGGCUUAACAUAACCGCGAGAGCUGAUAGAACAACAACAAACACCAAUGUAAAUUAUUUAAAGGUUUCAUCAGCUGUUAGUUUUGAUGGCUUAACAGUGCCAUAUACGAGGUCUGCAAAAUAAUUGAUGAGUGUUUUUUAUACAAAAUAACUUCCUUCUGAAGCCACACAGCUCUGGAGACAGUUCUUGCACUCCUCAUAGCAGUGCUGGAACUCCGAUGUUAGAAUAGCCUUCAGCUGGUCGAUUACAACCGCUUGAAUGUUCUCGACUGUCCCAAAAUGAGUUCCCUUGAGGGAAGAGAAAAAAGUCACUGGACAAAUGUCCGGCGAAUAAGGAGUCUGAGAAGCCACAUAAAUGUUUUGAUUGGCCAAAAAAAUCGUCGACCGCCACGUUGCCAGUUUCAUGACUUAAUUUACAGACCUCGUACAGUACCACAAGCAUCACAGGCUGGGACAAUUUUACACCUUCAUAAAAAACGUGCCACUCAAAACGCGACUACGUGGUAACAUAGCGUAUAGCUUCACCAACAAAUUGGCAAAAUAUGACUUUCAGAAAACCCUAAACGAUUUUUACUGCAUUACUUGUUCAUUCAAUUCUUAUUGAUAAGACUCAAUGGCACGGUGAUAGACGUAAUAGGACUACUAAUCAGUCGCCGUGAGCUGAGCAAGUUCGAAUCCCCCGUCCCAAGAGCUAACAUGCCUGUUAUGCAAACUCUGCUAACCGAAAGGAUAGAUUGCGACAGCUUUGAGGUAUUGAAGUGCGCCCGCAAAUGGAAAUAAUGAAACGGCAAUUGAAGUUAAUCAAUAAGUUAGCACUUAGCUCGAUUCGUUCUGCCAAGAACAUUUUUACGGCGAAUUAUUAUUAGACAAAUGCUUUUCCGAUUCCUCGCAAAGCUUCUGCUGUAAAUUGGUCUGAUCGAAGUGGCUUUCAUGAUGACCAUCGCGAUGUAAUGCCUCGGUAACGGACAUAAUCUAGUGGAAAUACGGUGGGAGUUUUCGUCAGGAUCAUGUACGAGGGUCGUCGCAAAAGCACGUUACAAUCUAGUCCAAGAUAUUUAGAAAUUCAGAAGAAAGUUUAUAAAUGAAUAUUUCAGCAGAAUUAUAUGGGCGCGAAUUAAUAUCCCCACCUAAAUAUUAUGGAACCUGAAAAAUGUUGAAGCAAAAGCUAUCGGGUUUCGAAGGGAUCAAAUGGUGACCUUGAUCAUGAACGUCACUACGGUCUCAAGGUCAUUUCGAUGUCAAGCGAAUAUCUUCAAAUGGAACCCCUCUUUUCACACCGGCAUUGGAAAUCAAAGGAAAUUCUACGUUCAAUUAUGACCUGACAAUAACCUUAACUUUCGAGGCCAUUUUAAGUUCAAGUAGAGACAUUGGAAACAAUUUGCUCGAGCAAAAAUGUUCGACAGCACAGUUGUAAGGUCUUGACCACAACAUUCAAGGUCAAGUCAAAUCUUUUUUUCCGGAAUUGUAAAAAGCAGAAAAUGAAGUCAAGGUCAUGUCAAUCUUAAAUGUUAUUUGUGAGGCCGAAAUUGCAAGGAGCAAGAACCUUUAUAUUGAAACGUUUAAAAUUUUGACAUGACCUAGAAGGUGAUAAUCAAGGUCAUAGUUAAAAAUCACCUUUAGGUGACCAAACAAAGCUCAAAACUUUUCCGUCUAAACAUUUUUGCUAGUGUAAAUUGUUUUCAAUAUCUUGAUUUUACCUUGUAAUGACCUUGAAUGUCAUGGUGAUUAUCACAGUCGGACUCGCUCGGACAUCAAAUUUCUUCAUCCGGUGUGAAAAAGGAAGAGUUUCAUUUGUAAAUAUUCGCUUAACCUUGAAAUGAUCUUGAAAGUUGUAGUCAACGUCAUAGUUUAUAACCACCUUUAGGUGACCUCCAAAAAAAUACCAGCCUUUGUCGUCAAACAUUCUUGCUCGUGCAAAUUGUUUGAAAUGUUUUGAUUUCAACUUGUAAUGACCUUGAAGGUCAUGGCGAUUGUCAUAGUCAAGGUGAUACACGAACAUAAAAUUUCUUCAUUUUUCAAAUUCCGGUGUAAAUAAAGGAAUAUUUUCAUUUGUAAAUAUUUGCUUGACCUUGAAACGAUUUUGAAGGUUGUGGUCAAGGUCAUAGUUAACAAUCACUCCACAAAUCUCCAACCUUUGCCGUCAUACAUUUUUGCUAGUGCGAAUUGUUUUCAAUGUCUUGAUUUCACCUUUGUAAUGACCUUGAAGGUCAUAGCGAUGGUCAUAGUCAAGGUGAUACUCGGACAUAAAAUUUCUUCAUUUUUAAAAUUCCGGUGUAAAAAAUGAAGAAUUCCAUUUGAAAAUAUUCGGAUGACCUUGAAACGAUCUUGAAGGUUGUUGUCAAGGUCAUAAUAAAUGUCACCAUAAUUUUAUCUCUUCAAAACCUUUUUCUAGGAUGCGGAAAUGUUUAGGUGAUGAGAUUAAAGUGAAACAACCUAUACAAAUCCUGAAAAGUAAAUGAAAAGACACUUCAUCUACUGAUUUUGACUAGCUAACUCACUUUUUCGUGGAUAAGUUAAAUUUGAAUAAAAUCACGAUAAAAUGGGUUUGUUGUUGUUCUGCUGCAUUUUGCAUAAUCCCAGCGUGUAUACUCAAUUUUUUUAGGAACUGUACAGUGCAAUCAUUGCAAUUGUAAACUCAAUCAUAUUACAAAUACCGCAAAGUUGGGGUUUUCCUUUUCAGAAACAACUACCCUUGAAAUAACAAAGGUAAUGUGUAGUGAAAUGAGGGCGACCAAGUAAAAAAAAAUAAAGGAAAAGGUACUCACUCUCCAGUUGACGAGAAGGGCUAAGUACGUCUCUGCCCGAAAUCAUACCGCUCCAACAGAAAAUGAAAUCAGCUGAAGAGCUACCGAGCAGACGCAGAAACCAUAUUGAUUGUCUUACACUUAAUGGCACAUCUUCUAACAAGGAAGGCAAAAUGUUGCGUGAAAAGUCUAGGUAUUGCAUCCCGUCCAAUCGAUUUGGGAGAAUAAAUGGUCCAAUGAGCAUACCGUUCACCAUGCCAGCCCAAACAUUCACCGAAAAUAUUUGUUGAAAAUGACCAAACAUGAGUGUUGCGAAAGUUAUUCACCCCAUUACGCGUGAAUGUAGAUUCGUCUGUCACCAAUAUGCACUUCAAAAUGUCCGGAUUAUUGUCAUGUUGAUGCAACAACCACUCACAAAACCGCACUCUUGCUGGAAAAUCGUCAGGUUGAAGGGCUUGUACACGUUGGACGUGAAACGGAUACAGCCCCUCUUCACGCAGCGUUUGCCACACUUUAGUUUUUGAUACUUGCACUUCUCUAGCCACGUCUCUAGUGCUUGUUGUUUUUUGAAACGCAAUCGAUUAUACGAGUUCGUUUACCUCUACACGCGUGACCGUAACCGUCGGUUGAAGGUUGCAUACUAAUCUGACACACUGACCCCGACCCAGUUCUGCCGUCGGGUUGAGACCUUGUACCAGUCGGGGAUAUCGCGGCGGGUCGCGGCUACAGGACGGUAUUCAGAUAUUUUUGAUGUUGCAGAGCCCUUUAUCUCGGUUCCCUUAAGACACUGGUGUAUAUGGUACUAAGAAAAAUUGCUUAUGUUUUCAAGAUCUACACGUCGUGUAAAGGAAAACCCCAACUUUGCGGACACCCUGUAUUUGUUAACACGGAGCACUAGACUUUAGUUCAGCAUCAAAGCUAUCUCUGGCGUUAGUACCUACUAAAUGCGAGUGCAUUCAGAAAACGACAGCACUUCAGCGUAUUACACAGCUGCUCAUCCUGGGUAGUAUAUACGGCAACACUGUCAUCAUGACUUAACGAAAAUAUUCGACCUGUAAAGGGGCUUAAAACGACUCAUUAUUUGAAGGAUUUAGCAAGCAAACCUAAUUGUGCUUGAUACCCAGCUCAAAAGACUAAAUCCUAAGCAACCAGUAACUAUCGGUAGUCAGAAGACAGCAUUAAAAUUUCUCUGAAGCUUAUAUAUUAAGCUAGCAUUGAUACAAAAUAUACGAUUUUUUCAUACAUUUAAAUAGUUUUUGAUUGCACUGUACAUGUUUCGAUACUUUUCACUCACUUUAUACGCUUUUCUAUAGACGUUCGCUGUACUAUAUCAAAUGAUCAUUUGCAUAAAAUAGCAUCCAUUAUAUUAGGAGUCUUUCGUACAGACAGAAGUAUACACUUGCAAAGACACAAAAGUGCUUCCAACGGCACACAAAUAUGAAUAAUGAAGAUCUUGAAUUCAAACUUAUUAAAAGAAUUUGUAAAAUAGAAUAUCAGGCAUAUAUACAGUCACUUUUGGUAUAAGUAUGUAAGGUUUUGCUGUAAUUCCUGAAUAGUCUGAUUAUUCGAAGUCUUCUGGCAAUUUCAAUAACUCAUUAUGCAUUCUUGGAUUUUCUAACAAUACAAGACAGAUUUGUUUUAUGCCAUAAUAUAUUAUUUCCCAUAAAAUGUUUGUUCCUUCUCUCUACUUUACAAACUAACAAUCAUUUUUGUUCGAUAAAUCAACGAAUUUCUGGCAAGAUGUAGCUCACAAAUAAAAUAAAAAUACACAAUUUUGAUAAUAAGCUUUUACUGAGCUCUUAAUAAAGCGAACUGAUAAUUUAAAAGUUUGUAAUGUCAAAUUACUAGUCCGGAAAUUUCAUAUAUUUACCUUGUAUUUGUAUUGUAAAAAAAAAGUGUUUGUAAUGUCAAAUUACUAGUCCGAUAAUUUCAUAUAUUUACCUUGUAUUUGUAUUGUAUAAAAUCGGUUAUAGAAUGACGUUAUUUGCUUAUUGUGUUUUUCUCAUUUGGUACCCAUAUCAUAGCGGUGACCUUGGAAAAUUAUAAAUCGCCAUUUAGCGAAAUUAGAUUUAAAAUAGCGUCACUUUGCUUAUUAUGUUUCCCUCAUCACUCCAUAGAAGUGAAUAUGGCAAAUAUAAAUCUCUACUUUGAGGUGGUCGCCACAUUGGAAUUAGGAUGACGUCACGCUGCUUGUUAUGUUUCUAUCAUAAAGUUCUUUAAUACCUAUAUUAUAGACUAUGGUAAGAAAUUUGACAUGACGUCACUUUACUUGGGUUACUAUGGAAGUUAUGAAUCGCCACUUUAUAGCAUUCACCAUAUUGGAUUUAGGACGGCGGCAGUGAAUUCAUUUUGUAUUGUCACAAGAACCAAACGAAAAUUUCGUCUUCCACUACAUUUUUUUCUUGAGGCAUCAUUAUUCAAAGCACGCGACAUUUUCUUGGUGUCAUUCUUUUUAUGCUUCUGUCUAUACUCGGAGACUCAUAUUAAUGUACCUAUAAGAUACGCAGUCUAAGAGCUGGUGGUUUACAAAGUAUGAAAAAGUGUCUUCAUUUGGAUAAGGUUAGGUAGAAUUGAAGUUAUAGCCUAAAUGCUCACACCACACAUUUAGACUGAAUAUCAAAUAAAUGAAAUAAAUCAGAAUGAAAAAGGUGAUCGGUGAUGGUAAAUGGCGAAUCGGGUUUGAGAGGACGUGAUUUCGAUACACUAUUUUGUUUAGACACACGUGCGAACACUAUUUUGUAUUAAAAGAUUGCAAGUUCGGAAUAAAACAAUAUUAAAUAUCUAACAGUGCAUAGAAUAUUAUAAGGAUAUAUUUUUAUUUUUACUUAUACUCUUAUACUACAACUGGGCCACUAGCUCUAGGAUCAACAGACACGUUGUUCUAUUUACGACAAUUAGCGAUUACUUUGUAAUUAUUUGUUCUUCCUUUAUUGUUAAAAAAUGACUGUAGAUUUCAAACGACAGUUAUUAUAAAAUCAAGAUAAGGUUAAAUUUUGAUAUAUAUACUGAAUGCUAAUAUGUUGAUGUUAGACGUAUUGUUAGAACUUGUCGUUAAUUUGCAACAAGUUUUCUUGAAGAACCUGUAAGUUUUUUUUAUUGGUACACAUCAUCAAUACUCAUCCGAAACAAGCACCAGUUAGAAAAGAUUUUACACUUAUGACUUAAUUUUUCGAAACAACUUUAUCAAAUAUCUACUGUGUCGAUCUUGGCUAUAUUGUUGUUGAUACCCUAUGAAGAAAUUGUCUUCUUCUUAUACUUUAUACAAGGGUGUAGUUUAAGGUCCAAUCUCGUCACAAACUUAAUUACUUUGAACAUUUUCAUUGAAUCUAGCUUAUCCUACAAUCAAAAUAAUUCCCUUACAAAGACAAUAAUUUAUCUUCAAGAAAAUUUGCGAAUACAUCUGUCGCGUAAAGCGGAUAUCGUUACUUGUAGUCUAGAUACAUAUCAUUUUAUCAUUAAGUUAGCUAAUUAUAUGAAUGUGAUGUCUUUAAUUAUUUAUUUAAGUUAUGGAUAACUAAAAUUUAUCGGAUUCUUUUUUAUAUGCAACCUGAUCCAAACGCGCAUAUAUUUUAUAUAAUUUUUAUUAAUUUUCAAAAUUCUAACUACUUUAGUAACAAUUACCUUCUUUUGCAGCUUGAACCAUUAAUUGACAAAUCUUGAUUCAGAAAAAAUGUUCAACACAUUUCACAUCACCGUAAAUAACAACUAAAUGGCAAUGCUUUAGAAUUAACUAAGUCCCAAUUACUCAUUGGCAUUACAAGCAAGGUUUGAACAACAAUUCAAGCUCUUGACCAACUCAAAAAGUGUCAUUUUUAAUCGAGUUUUUGAACAUUGAAAAAUGGCUAUUUUCAGAUUUAUAACCCGAAAACGGUCAACUUUAGAAAACACUUACUAGGGACCUUUUUUGUUCAGAAUAAUCUAAACAACUUUUAUCGGUGCGAAAAAACAAACUUUUAGUAGUUUGUUAUAAACACUGUUUAAACCUAGCACUGUGUCUCUUCCAAAAAACGUGAUUAUAAAAAAAAUAGUUGGAAAAUUUAUCCCACGAACGCGAAGUUUUCGCCUCACACGUUUGUUUUAUGUUUUGAAUACAGCAAUUGCUUGUAAUAAUUAAAUGAUGUGAGAUGUUUGAAGACGGUCACUAUUUAGCUACGUUUUGUUAACAUUUUGCUUAAUUUGUCCAAAAUCCUACUGAAAUCAUAGUGUCAGGUGUAGUUGUUGGUCAUUAUUUACAAGUAUGUUACAGAUUGCAACAGUUAUAACGAAUAAAAUGUCAUUUACAACUGAGAAA
Messenger RNA from Acanthoscelides obtectus, 8196 nucleotides. The record is from the annotation of a GenBank genome assembly. NCBI's taxonomy places the organism in Eukaryota, Metazoa, Arthropoda, Insecta, Coleoptera, Chrysomelidae.